UCGAAUGUUCUGCCGAGCAGACGCGCAAUGGUCUGCCAAUUUUCAUCCUCCACGUUCCCGAUCCCCGCCCGCGAUUCCGUAAUUUCCGGAUAGAUUCCAAGGGAAUCGUGGCUCCCCGAUUGUUUUUCCUUUAGGCCUCGGAUCAGAAAGAACGGAUCCGCAGCAACCUUGCGCCGCCAAGGAGUGGGUGAUAGCAGCGGAGGAAGAGGGCGUGGGUACCAAGGGGCCGACGACGACGACGGUCGUGGUCGAGGAUGGGCCAAACAAGGCGGUGGCCGUGAGGGUGGAGGUCGCGCCCGUGGCUACAAAGGGGUUCGUGAUGGCAGACGCGGCUGAGGCUAUCAACAGGGCGGCAACGACUACGGCGGCCGCGAUGGGCGCAACAACUACAGCGGCCGCGGCUGUAGAGGAGGAGGAGGCCAGAGUCAACCGCCCUGGACAUGCAUCAAGCCACGGGGCCUCCCCUCUCCGAGCGCUACCACGCAGAGGCGGCUCAGUUCCGGGAGAAGUUCCACGCGAUGGACAUCAGCCGUGUGGCUGUAGAUCCAACCGACCGGCGAUGGAGCAGCUGUCAGCGUUCCUCCGCGCGGCACCAGGGGAAGGGGAGACUGAGGGGGAAAUGGCGACCAAGAGGAGCGUGGGCACCCUGGGCGACAAGGACCUCAGGGGGAAGAAGGUGUUCCUUCGUGCCGAUCUGAACAUUCUACUUGACGACAGCCAGAACAUCACCGACGAAAAUUGCAUCCGUGCCUCCGUGUUGUCCAUCAAGUUCCUCAUGGCGAAGGGUGCCAAGGCCAUCCUGGCUAACCAUCUGGUGAGCACGCUGAGGGAAGAUCUCGAAUGCAACCUUGCAGCAUAG
Molecule: messenger RNA, 859 nt
Organism: Triticum urartu
Lineage: Eukaryota; Viridiplantae; Streptophyta; Magnoliopsida; Poales; Poaceae
Source: RefSeq, a predicted model, not a curated record